UAUUCUUGCACUGCCAUCAUUGAAACCAGACUGACAACACGUGACACUGAAUUGUUUGCUUUUUGCUGUACUGUUAGUCUCGCCAGUCAGCUCAGUGGUACGAUCAGGUGGCUAGUGGUGUGCUAUCUAUCUCUCUCUUUAUAAAAUUUCAUCAUGAAGACUUUUCUGUUGUGUCUCGCUUGUCUAGUCUCUCUUGCUGCAGCUCAGAUUGCACAAUCUUGUUCUGACCAUCCAGACAAUAAAAUAACAGUGGAUCCUAGCUCUGUUAAAAUUGGUGGUUGCACCGCCCCUCCAUGCAAGUUCUAUAAAGGAAAAAAUGGCACAGUGUCAUUCAACUUUAAAGCAAAUGCCGAUAUUGCUACUAUGAACGUCGCAUUGUAUGGAAAGAUUGCUGGUAUUUGGGUUGAGUUACCAGGUGGCCUACCAGACCCCAAUAUUUGUAAUAACAAGAAUGUAACAUGCCCAAUGAAGUCUGGAACCGAAUAUAGUCCAGUUAUUAAUGUCUUUGUUAAUCCUAAAUAUCCAAGUGUAAGUAAAACAAGAAUUAUAGCUAAAAUGUGGCUGUAUAUAUACAUGUAGCUAAAUCAUAUCAAAGACAUUUUUCUCUGUUCCUCU
Molecule: messenger RNA, 615 nt
Organism: Amphimedon queenslandica
Lineage: Eukaryota; Metazoa; Porifera; Demospongiae; Haplosclerida; Niphatidae
Product: epididymal secretory protein E1-like
Exons: 4
Coding region: 154-579 (141 amino acids)
Source: RefSeq, a predicted model, not a curated record